UAGUUAUUGAUCAGCGUUCGGUGUGCGUUUCUUGGAGCUGUUGACUAACAGAUCAAUGUCUCAAAGGUUGAAGCUGCAGCGCUCUGCAGGACACUGACCCGAGCCAGACUGAACACACAUCUGUCUGAACAGCUGCACGUCUACCUGCUCAGAAUGAGGGCUUCUGAUUGGCUGCUGGUCGUGGCGGUUCUGCCACUCGUCUCCCUCGCCGACCUGCCGGACAUCUGCAGCGCCAAACCCAAAGACCUGGCCCUGGAGCCGCGCUGCAUCUGGCGCAGCCCCGACCCCGAGGGCACCGAGGCGCCGACCACGGAGCCGGAGCCGAUCCCCGAGUCCACCAACCCGCGAGUCUGGGAGCUGUCCAAGGCCAACAGCCGCUUCGCCCUGUCGCUGCACAAACAGCUGGCGGCCAGCAGAGCGCCAGACACCAACAUCUUCAUGUCCCCCAUCAGCAUCUCCACCGCCUUCGCCAUGACCAAGCUGGGCGCCUGCAACCAGACGCUGCGCCAGAUCAUGGAGGUGUUUGAGUUCGACACCAUCAAAGAGAAGACGUCGGACCAGGUCCACUUCUUCUUCGCCAAACUCAACUGUCGUCUGUACCGGAAGAAGGGCAAGACCACCGAGCUGAUCUCCGCCAACCGGCUGUUUGGAGACAAAUCUCUGGUCUUCAACGAGACGUACCAGAACAUCAGCGAGACGGUCUACGGAGCCAAACUGAUGCCUCUCAACUUCAAGGAGAACCCGGAGAGUUCCCGAAUCCUCAUCAACGAGUGGAUCGCCAACAAGACGGAGAACCUGAUCCAGGACACGCUGCCAGUCGGGGCGCUGGACUCCAACACCAUCCUGGUCCUCGUCAACACAAUCUACUUCAAGGGUCAGUGGAAGAACAAGUUCAACCAAGAAAAUGUCUACGCCUCAGACUUUGAUGUCAGCAGCACUCGCAGAUGCUCAGUCAACAUGAUGUACCAGGAGAACAAGUUCAAGUACGGGUACUUCCCAGACGACCACGUGCAGCUGCUGGAGAUGCCGUACCUCGGAGACGACAUCACCAUGGUGAUCAUCCUGCCGAGCAAGGACACAACGCUCAGGAAGGUGGAGGAGAGUCUGGACCUGAACAAACUGACCGGCUGGUUUGACAAGAUGAAGGAAACCUCCGUCGCCGUCCACGUCCCUCGAUUCAGGGUGGAGGACAGUUUCAGUCUGAAGGAGAAGCUGGAGGCGAUGGGACUGACCGACCUGUUCAGCUCUGAUAAGGCCAGUCUGCCAGGGAUGCUGUGGGACGGCGGGGACGGUCUGCACAUCACAGACGCUUAUCAUAAAGCCUUCCUGGAGGUGAACGAGGAGGGCAGCGAGGCGGCAGCGUCCACCGCCGUGGUCGCCAUCGGACGCUCCAUCAACUUCAACCGGGAGAUUUUUAUGGCCGACAGACCGUUCCUGCUGCUCAUCAGAGAGGCGACCAUCAACGCCAUGCUGUUCACGUCCCGGGUGGCCGACCCCUGCAGCCAAUAAAAACUGUCCAGCUGCUGCUUUAACACCACAACCACCUAAAUACCAAAACUUAAACACAUUUAAACAGACUGUUUUUCUCUUCUUCUGUGUUCACUCUCUUCAUAUUCUGCAGUUACAUCAUCAGCAGGAAGUUAUAGUGACUUUGUGGUUACUGGAUGCUACUGACAGCUGCCUCUGAACUGCUAACUAGGACAAAGUGUUAUUAAUGAGUUUAAAAACAAUUCUUGGCUAUAUUAGGAUUAAUUUACCAGAAAAAAUACACAUUUGCUAUUCAUGUUUAUCCAUUACCUUUAUCUAACUACUUAAACCAUUUCUGUGUUACUUGUCGCUAAUUAUUUCAAACAUUUAACUCUUUAAACCAUUUAUCCAUUACUUUUAAUUGGUUCUUUUUAGCUAACUAUUUUAACCGUUCAUUCCUUACUUUAAGCCAUCUCAACCAUUUAGCCGUUACUUUAAGCCAUCUUAACCAUUUAGCAGUUACUUUUAGCCAUCUCAGCCAUUUAGCCGUUACUUUUAGCUAUUUCAACCAUUCAUCAGUUACUUUAGCUAAUAACUUUUAGCUAACUAUUUCAACCAUUUAUCAGUUAGUUUUAGCUAACUAUUUUAGCUAUUUCAACCAUUUAUUAGUUACUUUUUAGCUAUUUCAACCAUUUUUCAGUUCCUUUUAGCUAACUAUUUGAGCUAUUUCAACCAUUUAGCCGUUACUUUUUAUCUAUUUCAACCAUUUUUCAGUUCCUUUUAGCUAUUUGAGCUAUUUCAACCAUUUAGCCUUUACUUUUUAGCUAUUUCAAACAUUUAUCAGUUACUUUUAGCUAACUAUUUUAACUGUUUAUCUGCUACCUUUAGCUAUUUCAACCAUUUAUCGUUACUUUUAGCCAUUUCAACUGUUUAUCUGGUACUUUCAGCUGUUUCGACCGUUUAUCCGAUACUUUUAGCGGUUUCAACUGUUUAUCUGAUACUUUGAGCCGUUUCAACUGUUUAUCCAAUACUUUCAGCCGUUUCAACUGUUUAUCCAAUACUUUAAGCUAUUUAACCCAUUUAGCCGAUACUUUUAGCUAUUUCAACAUGUAUCAGGUACUUUUAGCUAACUAUUUUAGCUAUUUAAACCAUUUAUCCAAUAGUUUUAUGUAUUAUUUCUGUAAUUAUUAACUAUUUGAACCUUUUAGCCGUUACCUUUUAGCCAAUUAUUACUUGUAGCUAACUAUUUCAACCAUUUAUCCAUUACUUUUAGCUAAUUAUUAUUCCAACCAUUUUUAAGUUUCUAUGGUACACAUCAUCACCUUCCCUGGGUCCGUUGGCUAGCUGAAUUGUGGGUAAUGCGUAUCAGUGAAGAAAGAGGCGAGUCGGUGGCGGUCGACACUUAAAGUGCUUUAUUUCCUCUGGAGGAGAUGCGACCUGUGAGUGAUCUAGUGGUCAUGGUGAAAGAAGCUUCUUCACAUUUUUCUAAACUAAUAAUCAACCUUUGGCCUCACCCCCCCACCCGCCCUCCACCAACAUGUUUUAGCAACAGAGACAUGCAACAUAAAAGAUCUUCACAUAAAACCUUUCCGGUUCCUUUACUACAGAACUUGUUAAGUACCUCCUCUUUAAAAUAAAAUGUACAGUAUUAAAAAGUUAAUUUACUAAA
Centropristis striata (black sea bass) is the source of this 3136-nucleotide messenger RNA. It is a transcript of the gene serpinc1, whose product is annotated as serpin peptidase inhibitor, clade C (antithrombin), member 1. The coding region runs from base 154 to 1509 and encodes 451 amino acids. The transcript has 8 exons. The record is from RefSeq and is a predicted model, not a curated record. Gene Ontology annotation, molecular function: serine-type endopeptidase inhibitor activity. NCBI's taxonomy places the organism in Eukaryota, Metazoa, Chordata, Actinopteri, Perciformes, Serranidae.